Messenger RNA from Callorhinchus milii (elephant shark), 1331 nucleotides. RefSeq names its product isopentenyl-diphosphate delta isomerase 1 (gene idi1). The coding region runs from base 168 to 974 and encodes 268 amino acids. The record is from RefSeq and is a predicted model, not a curated record. Gene Ontology annotation, molecular function: isopentenyl-diphosphate delta-isomerase activity. Lineage: Eukaryota; Metazoa; Chordata; Chondrichthyes; Chimaeriformes; Callorhinchidae. Gene Ontology annotation, biological process: isopentenyl diphosphate biosynthetic process; isoprenoid biosynthetic process. The transcript has 6 exons. Gene Ontology annotation, cellular component: cytoplasm.
UGUGUGGGGGUGUGUCUCUCUGUGUGUGGGGGUGUCCCCCCCCGGUCCUGGUGUGAUGGGGCUGAGGCAGAGCCGCGGCGCUGAUUGGCUGUGUGAUCGGAAGGUGACGCGCGGUGGGGCGGGUCCGGCGGCAGCUGUGAGCUGAUUGGCUGAGGCGGUAUGUAACCAUGUUGCGGCACCUGGUGCUGAGGAGCGGCUCCGCACUGCGGCCCCGACCCCAUCCCGCACCGCCACCCCGACCCCGGCCCCGCACAGGAUUUUUUGGAAGAAAUACGAGCGCAGCAGCAGCAAUGCCGGAGAUAAACACGCAGGACCUGGAUGAAAAGCAGGUCCAGUUACUGGCUGAAAUGUGUAUCCUCAUUGACCAAGAUGACAAAAGGAUCGGGGCAGACACGAAGAAAAACUGCCAUCUUAACGAAAACAUUAGUAAAGGUUUGCUGCACAGAGCGUUCAGCGUCUUCAUCUUCAACACCGAGGGUAGACUUUUGCUGCAACAGAGAUCUGAUGCCAAGAUCACUUUCCCAGGCUGUUUCACAAACACAUGCUGCAGCCACCCUCUCAGCAAUCCCACGGAAGUCGAGGAGAAAGAUGCUGUUGGUGUAAGACGAGCAGCUCAACGGCGGUUAAAAGAGGAGUUUGGAAUACCUGUGCAGCAGGUCCCCCCUGAAGAGAUGAAAUACCUAACCCGGAUUCACUACAAGGCUCAGUCUGAUGGGAUCUGGGGAGAACAUGAAAUUGAUUACAUAAUCUUCAUGCAGAAAGAUGUUACUUUGAGCCCCGAUCCCAAUGAGAUCAAAAGCCACUGCUAUGUAACUAAGGAGGAACUGAAGGACCUGCUCAAAAAGGCAGAUAACAACCAAGUCAAGAUCACACCAUGGUUCAAACUAAUUGCAGAUACCUUUCUUUUCACAUGGUGGGACAACCUUCACAAUCUAAAAAAGUUCAUAAAUCACGAAAAAAUAUACCGGAUGUAAUGUUUUCAGCGCACCUUAAUUGAAGUAUUAAGCAGAAAUCUAAGUAGCAGUCGAUGUUCAUUAACAGCCUCGUCUGAAACUCACCUUUUUAAAAACUUUUACUGGAUCCAGAUACCUGUGUGGUGUGUUCAAAUCCAGGCUUUACUUUUUAAUGGGCACCAAUUUCUUGUGAUUAACACCAAGGUAGAAGAAAAAAAAACAAUGUCUUGUCUAUAUCAAAAUGUUAAGUUGAAAUCAAAAUGCUAUGAAGAAAGUGUCAAUUACUGGUCCUCACCUUCAAAGUCCUCCAUGGUCUUGCUAACUCCCUACCAUCCUGUUCGCUCCCUCCGCGCAGCGGGCUCUGGCCUGCUUCACGAC